AUCAUGGCUUCUGAUGAUGGGUUUGGUCCUCGAAAGAGGCGUAGGCUUGGUCCUCCUGGGACAAAUCCCUAUGUCCUUAGAUCUCUCUUUGAGAAUGUUCCGGUGGAGACCGAGGACAACCGCGACGUUUACAUCACCUGUGUUGAAUACUGGGAUGAGAACCUAUACAUUGGAACUUCUGCUGCAGAAAUUUUACAUUUUGUCUGUCUUCCACCUGCCUCCGACGAUGAUUCAAACGAGCCCACGUUUAUACUGGCAUCGCGGCUGCCUAUCCCAUUCCAAGCUACGCCCUUGAACAGCGAUCAGUAUGGUGUUCAACAAAUAGUCAUCCUCGCAUCAGUGAAUAAAGCCUGUGUGCUGUGCAAUGGUACCGUUACAUUUUAUAUGUUACCGGAGCUAAGUCCAGCAUUUGGCAAUACCAAAGUCAACCACUGUCGAUGGAUCGGUGGGGUGGAUCUGGAUAGGAACGCCGAAUCCGAGGGAAAUCCGGUCGUCAUGAUUGCGGCACAGAAUAAUAUUAUGCUGGUGCAGAUUGGGGAGGAGGCUCGUCGCAUAAAGAAGAUCGGGUUUCCCGGGUGCCUGGUCGCAGCUCGUAGAGGUACCAUUGCAUGCGCCGCUGAUUCGCAUUCAUAUUCGUUGCUUGAGGUUGAGCAUCAGCAAAAGAUCCCUCUAUUUUCCAUCUCGUCUUCAAAUGAAGUCUUCGAAUCCGGACAGGUGGAGGAUAUUGUCCCAGGUCCUCAGACUCCCCCUGAAGCGAUCUCCCUCAUCAUCACGCCUCAACAAACCCAAGCACCAUCACCAACUGGAACUCCAGAUCCCUUCACUGCGACCGGGACCCCCCGACGAUCGAGCUCAGAAGAAAGAGAAGAUGAACCCUCUCAGAAGAAGAAUGAAGAUAGUCCAGUAUCCGACUCUUCGCCCGCAACUUUUGAGAGUGCAAAGCCAUUGCCACCGUUACCGCCGAAACAAGUCUCAAAGCAGUUGCAACCUCACGUGGUGUCCCCGACACCCUCUGAAUUUCUUCUUGUAACUGGAAACAAAGAAACAGAGCCCGGCGUAGGUAUGUUUGUAGAUCUCGAUGGAGAAGUUGUGCGGGGUACAAUCAAUUUUCAUCGAUAUCCAAAGUCUGUUGUCAUUGAUGCUGGCGAAGACGACCAAUCUCUCCAGCCAGACAACGAUUCUAAGGACGAGUUUGUGCUUGCUGUAAUUGAAGAAGGCGAGGGAGGAAGUCGACUGGAAAUUCAACGUUGGCUCGACGACCCAGCAGAGAUCGAGCGCCAAAAGAGAUGGCUAGAUGUGCCCUCGUCAGAAAAGACCAAUCCGGUUGGCUUGAGGCAUACUAUUAGUCCCAGUCACAUUAACCUCGAGGAUAUCGGGAAGCUUUUACGAAUGACUCCCCUGAAAACCCCAUUGCUCACACCACGUGCUCCAAGUGCAGACCCUCGAACGGAGGCAUCCAUCGAGCAUCUUCAGAGAGAGAAAGAAUUGUUCGAAUCACAGGAAUUAACAGCCAAUGUUGCUUCCAAGAAAAAUGAACCAGGAUCAGACUCAGAGGCGCAACGAAUGGCCGAAGAAGCAAAAUUUGCAGGUGGCUUAGGAAAACUACAAAGCAGUCUCAUACUCUGGUCAGGCUCACAGAUAUGGCGCUUAGUAAAGAAUCCAUUGGUGAUUCAGCUUGAGGAUUCACUGCAGCAAGCCCUCCAAACCAAUGACAGUGGUCAUAUUACUCUGCAAAGGGAUUCUGUCAUGACGUUGAUAACGGCAAUCCAGGACAUUGAACCUCAAAAUGAGUCCGAAUUUAUUGGACUUGGCUAUCUGAAGCAAAAGGCAAGCCUUUUGUUAUUUGGUGAUCUUCUCUCCAUUCAUCCGGACCUUCGAAGCAACUCAGUGAUCAGGGGCACUGAACAAGCACUGGAGGCUGGUAAUUUAGAUCCUCGUUUAGCCCUCCUUUUCAUCCCACUUCUCCAAUGUGAGGUUCUUAAAGGGCCUCAAGGCAUCUGGAUUCAUUCCGGCCUCGCAACUAUGACAGACAAGUAUAUCAAACAAGUGGAAAAGAUAAACAACGAGCUUUCCAGGCCGGCUGCCACUCAAGGCCCUGUUUUGAAUAUGCUGAAGCGAUUCCUAUUUUCUUGGCAACAGAAGAGAGGUUAUGGCAGUAUUACAGAUGAGACAUAUGUCCUGGAUAGCACUGAUGCCGCUCUUCUCCACUUGGUCUUGGAACAGGAUGCCCACCUAGGUCAGGAGCAACGAACAGACUCACAGACUCGUGCUGAGUUGCAUCGGCUGGUUGAUCAUUGGAAAGGAAAAUUUGAUCGAGCCGUGGCACUUUUGGAACAGUACAAAAGACUUUACCUUCUGAGUCGCCUUUACCAAGGCCAGAAGAUGAUUCGUAAUGUUCUUCGGACAUGGCGAAGAAUCGUCGACGGAGAGCCGGAUGCUGGUGGAGAACUCACCGCACCAGGCGUUGAGGUACAGAUGCGUAGGUAUCUGGUUAAUAUCAAGAAUGUACAGCUGGUGGAAGAAUAUGGCUCCUGGCUUGCCGGACGAAACCCUAGCCUGGGAGUCCAGAUAUUCGCGGAUAACUCUAGCCGCGUGCGACUCGAGCCCGCAGAUGUGGUCAUCUUGCUCAAGGAGCGCGCGCCUAAUGCUGUCCAAGUUUAUCUGGAGCAUUUGGUCUUUGUUAAGAAUUACACCCAAUAUGCCGAUGAUCUCAUCUCAUACUACUUGGAUGAGGUCAUAUCUGUACUUGAGUCCUCACCCGCGGCGCGGACUUCGCUCUCAGAGUCAUACUCCACAUAUCGAGCUUUGGCUCCACCAAAGCCGACAUACUUGAACUUCAUCACUGAAAACACACCAGAUGAGCCAUGGUGGCAUUCUCGACUUCGUUUACUGCAGCUGCUGGGCGGCACCUCUGGCACACAAUUCUCCUCAACGCCUCUACCUUCUGGCAUCACUUACUCUAUCCCUAACGUGCUGGCACGUAUUGAGCCCUUCCAAGACGAUCUAGUUUCGGAGAGCAUUAUCUUGGACGGUCUUCAAGGCCACCACCGCGCGGCGCUACGUCUCCUCACUCACGGUCUGGGUGACUACGACUCCGCUAUCCGGUACUGCCUUUUUGGUGGUCCGCGAAGUUCGACCGCUUCUAAUAGUACACAGCCGGAGCUUGCAGAUCGCGACUUGCAAUCCGAGCUUUUCCGUGACCUUCUCGAUGAAUUUUUACAGAUCCAAGAUCUUUCCGAUCGUAUCGAGAGAACUAGUGAUCUUCUCGCCCGCUUUGCUGCGUGGUUUGAUGUGCGUGAAGUUUUGGACUUAGUUCCCGAGGAUUGGAGUGUCGAUAUCCUGGGCGGUUUCCUAGUGCAUGUAUUCCGGACACUUGUCUCCCAGACCCGGGAGUCUCGCAUUGAACGGGCUCUUAGUGCUGGUCUCAACCUGCGCAUUGGGGUUGAAUACAACGAUAGCAUGGAAAAAUCGGGGCCUUGGGUAGAGGACGGGGAAGGUGUUCGGCGUCUGAAGGGUGGUGCUGCUACACUGCCAGUAGCCCUGGCUGAUGGUGCUCAUGUUGAAGAUGAUGAAGAGUUUGGGGAGGUGGUGUCGCCUGGAGCUGGAGACGAAUAG
Messenger RNA from Penicillium malachiteum, 3615 nucleotides. RefSeq lists its product as uncharacterized. The record is from RefSeq and is a predicted model, not a curated record. The annotation marks the transcript as partial. Gene Ontology annotation, biological process: vesicle-mediated transport; autophagy; endosomal vesicle fusion. Gene Ontology annotation, cellular component: fungal-type vacuole membrane; cytoplasm. NCBI's taxonomy places the organism in Eukaryota, Fungi, Ascomycota, Eurotiomycetes, Eurotiales, Aspergillaceae. The transcript is spliced from 4 exons.